Messenger RNA from Halichondria panicea, 809 nucleotides. Its product is annotated as proline-, glutamic acid- and leucine-rich protein 1-like. The coding region runs from base 261 to 809 and encodes 182 amino acids. The record is from RefSeq and is a predicted model, not a curated record. NCBI's taxonomy places the organism in Eukaryota, Metazoa, Porifera, Demospongiae, Suberitida, Halichondriidae. The transcript has 2 exons.
UAAGUAAUUUUGCUUAACCCUUUCCCCGUUGAAGCCGUCAUAAUUAUGACGGCCACGCUAGUGAUAAUUUUUUAAAAAUCGCUACGCAUGCAGUGUUGGAGCUACACCCAGGUACCUGCACAUGCGUAUUGAGUUGCUAGGCGUAUUGAGUUGCUAAUUGAGUUGCUAGUCCACGUGGUAUUUUUAUUUUUUCCGCAGCUGCUAUACUUUUUGCGAUAUUUUUUUGCGAUAUUGUCGAAGCAAUUUCACUGUGAUUAUUGAUGGCUUCCAGAUCGAAAUACAAUGCUAGUGAAGUACUAGGACUACUAGACAGUGAUAGCCUUGAUGAUUUUGGCCUUGUUGAGUCUGAGGACAGUGACUGCGACGAUGGGGAAGUAGGGAGCUACCUUCCAGAGGUCCAGCCUGCCGAAGAAGAGGCCCCCUUCUCUGAGGAAGAGGUGAUGGAGAUGGACAUGAUGGACACUGUUCCUGGAGUUGGUGAAGCAAGUUAUGAUGGAGGUCUACGCAGCCCCUCCCCCACUAUGUCUGAGUAUAAUGAGUCUGGAGAUGGUGGAUAUGAUGGUGAACACUCUCCUCUCCAAUGGACUUGUCCCUCUCUCCGGUCGUCAACUAGCCCCUCAUCAACUAGCCCCUCCCACUCUACUCCUGGGUCGUCAGCUGGCCCCUCCCACCCUCGCACACACCGUCACACUGAUCCUCCUUUCCCCCCCCUCCCCCCCUCCCCCCCUCACACAGACUCUAAUACAAACGGCUCGGACACCCCACCCAGCACUGAAUCUGAGUGUGAGACGUGGCUGUGGUGGAGCUAG